Molecule: messenger RNA, 863 nt
Organism: Coregonus sp. 'balchen'
Lineage: Eukaryota; Metazoa; Chordata; Actinopteri; Salmoniformes; Salmonidae
Source: the annotation of a GenBank genome assembly
AUGCUUCACUUCUGGCUUCAGGGGCACCUGGAAGUCAGUCACUGUGGUUUUGUAAAUACAUGUGUGUGUUUUGUUCUAUUAGCAUAAUGUUAUGUAGUUGUAUUUACUUAGCACUCAUAGUAUGCAGAGAGAUCAUACUCUCACAGUCACCUGAUGUAUACACACCUUGAAAUUACUACCUCCCUCAACCUGCUGUACUCCCCUCCUCUCUCUCCUGUAGGAUGUGUGUUCUCUUCAUGUAGUCUGAUAGAGGUCUCACCCCCAUGGAGCAUUUCUGUGGGACCCGGGCAGUGCUGUCUGGGCCUGCCGGGGGCGUGAUGGGCUACGCCAUCACCUCCUACAGCCAGACAGAGAAGAAGCCCGUCAUCGGGUUCGACAUUGGGGGGUGGGGCGAGAUCUGAAGUGGGGUGUGGGGAGGUCAGCCAUAAUAGACAGGAAGCAAACAGCAACAAUUACACCUAAAGAGUGGCAGGGGGGAAGGGGCCAAAUGCGGUCUAUAUAGCAUGGGGACAGGGAAAGGGGUUAAGGGGUUGUUGACAUUGAGAGAGAGGUGUGAAGUGAAGGAGUGAACAGGAUCAUAGGAGGUUACACACAUCGUAGCAGGAAGCAUGACACAGAAUAAUGGGGAAUGGUAUUGAUGGAUGUCCGACAAAGGCUUCUUUGAAGCCCUUGAUGACAAAAUUCCAAAGCAUUUCGCUAAUACUGGGCUGAUGGAGGAACUUGUGCUCUUUUACACUCUUCAUGCCCCUAACAGAUACGCUGUGCCCCCUCUAGGCACCUCUACGGAUGUGAGUCGCUACGCGGGGCAGUAUGAGCAUGUGUUUGAGGCCACCACGGCCGCCGUCACCCUGCAGGCCCCUUAG